Molecule: messenger RNA, 1279 nt
Organism: Coffea arabica (coffee)
Lineage: Eukaryota; Viridiplantae; Streptophyta; Magnoliopsida; Gentianales; Rubiaceae
Product: cytokinin riboside 5'-monophosphate phosphoribohydrolase LOG8-like
Biological process (GO): cytokinin biosynthetic process
Cellular component (GO): nucleus; cytosol
Molecular function (GO): hydrolase activity, hydrolyzing N-glycosyl compounds
Source: RefSeq, a predicted model, not a curated record
AGGGACGUGAGUCCUCUCCCACUCCACUACCCACUCCACAGCCGACUUCUAAAUUGCGGAAGAAUUUGGGAAAUUCACUUUUCUAGUGCAACUGCAUGCUACGAGUGAUAUAGUACCUACCAAGAAGGUUCAAUUUCCUUCCCCUGUCUAAAAAGGGGGGGAAAAAGAAGAAGAAGAAGUAGAAGAAACGCCCAUCACGAAGUCCCUCUUGUCGAUUUCUUGUGUAGCAAUUUUUUGUUGCUGCUGCCAAUCUAUUUGAUUAAUUCAAUGUAUGAAAGCCGACAAAUUGAAUAAAGAAAAGGACAAUACAAGUUUUAAUAUGGAGGAGAGCAAUAACAGAAGCCAAUUCAAGAGAAUCUGUGUGUAUUGCGGGAGCAAUCCAGGCCACAGGAAAGUAUUCAGUGAUGCUGCUGUUGAAUUGGGGAAUGAACUGGUGAGAAGAAAGAUAGACUUGGUAUAUGGGGGCGGAAGUGUUGGAUUGAUGGGAUUGAUUUCCCAGAGAGUUUAUGAUGGAGGUUGCCAUGUUCUUGGGGUGAUUCCAAAAGCUCUCGUGCCUAUUGAGAUAUCUGGUGAAACUGUUGGGGAUGUGAGAAUCGCCUCCAACAUGCAUGAGCGCAAAGCUGAAAUGGCUAGACAUGCUGAUGCAUUUAUUGCUCUUCCUGGGGGAUAUGGAACUAUGGAAGAAACACUGGAAAUGAUAACAUGGUCACAACUUGGCAUCCAUAAAAAGCCGGUAGGUUUAAUUAAUGUGGAUGGCUAUUAUAAUUCCUUGCUGGCAUUGUUUGACAAUGGAGUUGAAGAAGGCUUCAUCAAGCCAGGUGCUCGGCACAUAGUCCUCGCUGCUCCUACAGCAGAAGAACUUCUAGACAAAAUGGAGCAAUACACCCCUUCUCAUGAUCAUGUUGCCCCUCAUGAAAGCUGGCAGCUGGAGAAACUGGGUGACUAUCCAAGUGAGCAGAGUCCCCAAUGAAAUCCCUGUUUGUGGUAGGCCUAUGUCAAAAAUAGAUUCCUGAUGUGAUUUGACCAUCAUUUGAGUUUUGUAUGAGAUUCUGGUUCUUUGGGGCCACAUAUAACUAUAAUUACUAGGUGCCCCUUUCAUUUUUUGUGGUUUACAUUUAAUUAGAGUCGGCAUUCCUGAUUUGCACAGCCAAUUCUGGAUUGCAAUGUUAGAAUGCUCAAUCAGUAAACUGUUCAGUAGUGAUGUUGGCUGUUAGCCUUUGCGAUGCACAUUUGAUGGAAGAGCUAUACAACUGUUUAAAAACAGAAUGUUACAGUGGCA